Messenger RNA from Athalia rosae (coleseed sawfly), 1778 nucleotides. RefSeq lists its product as uncharacterized. NCBI's taxonomy places the organism in Eukaryota, Metazoa, Arthropoda, Insecta, Hymenoptera, Athaliidae. The transcript has 2 exons. Bases 787 to 1359 code for a protein of 190 amino acids. The record is from RefSeq and is a predicted model, not a curated record.
UACAAUGUUAGUUGGUAAGCAAGUAUCGACGACUGAUGAUCUAUUCAUUCAAAUAUUAGAGCUACACGCAUUCAUAUUCCUAGAUAUGUGAAUUGGUAUAGACAUUUGAAUGCUUUGCACAAAGAUUCAAUGCUCUAAUCUAUCGGCAUAUGUCAUAGAUAAAUUACCUUAGUUAGCAUGUUUAUUGACUGAAAUUGCAGUGAAGAGUGGGUUCACAGAAUGUGCGUCAUAAAAGUACCAAGAACCAUGAACAAUUAUAUCUGAAACUGAUACCGGUCAAAUUUCAUACACUUACAGGUGUAUGUAUACGGCUAUAAAGUAUAUUUACUUCAUGCAUGUUUUUGUGCUUAAUGAGCACACCUAUCUAACUUGAAUUAUGGCACACAGCGUACUAAUUAUAGUAACAUAUUAUUCUGAUGUGUUCCCACUGCCUGAUAAUGACCAGCCGUUAUUUUUGUGGUCUCUUUUUUCUCAGUACUAGUUAGCCUUGAGGCUUAGGAGCCUCUGUGGUAUAACGGUUUUAUUAAAUGAUUUUGCAGAAGAUAGUCAGUGCAAUUGCUGUGGCGGUAUAAACCAGCCAGGCAGUCAGCCAGUUAGUCCAUUCCCAAUACCGUUCUUGGACAAUAAAUACCACAAACUAGUGAAGUAGUCAUUUAGUUCAAAGAUCAGCAUAAAUUAUCACCUACUGUUGGUUUUAUUUAUAUCAUUUAUUCGUAUUCCGUGCUCUCAUCCUAUUAUUUGUUCAACUAGAAGGUCUAGUUUUCUAACGCAUUAUAGCUUGAAAAAAUGAUGUGGCUACUAUUUGGAACUCUUGCUGUGAUGAUAUAUUCCUUGGGAAUAUCGGGGCAGGAUAUUCAGUUUCCAACGGAAGAUGAAGAUGACAGACUCAGCGGGAAUAACCCAAAAAUAAGCGAACGUAUUCCGUUAUAUGUGCCUGAUCGAUGUCCAAUAAACAUGCUGCUUUACCCUGGGGAUGGAAAUACCAGUGCUUGGGAAUGUGACUGCAAGCGAGGAUAUCUCUAUUUUCCACUGAACGAUUCGUGUUUUCCUGCUUAUAGACAAGGACCUUGUGAACCUCAAAAUUACGCAGUUCUAUCUCUAGGAGAGGCAAUUCCAAAGUGUCAAACGAAUCCAUGUUUAAAAGACGGAUUGGUGUUUUUCAAAAACAUGUGCUACGAAUUGAGAAAAGUUGGGGGACCUUGCGCUCACGGUCAAUAUAUAGAUGUUAAUGAAACCACUUUUCAACUAGAAUGUGUAUCGGCUAGCAUAGACCCAUUUAUGAUAAUCGAUGUACCAGCUAAUCGCUGUCCUAAUGGUAGCCGCCGAAAUACGUUGGGACAAUGCAGAAAAAUGAUUUGAGUUAUUCGUAAAUUCAUAGUUACAUAUGACAUUUAUUUCAUUAUGAGAUACGUUUUCUUACUGCUAUCAAUCAAAGAUUGAUGACAUUCAUAUGUGAUGCAAAUAGCCUGAAGGGUUUUUCAUUUCUUUCCUGCCCGACUUGUUUGAUUUUUUACUGUAUCUCUUCCAGUCUACCUCUUUCAUAGAGAUUGUAAACCAUGUGAUAUCGUUGGCAAUGUUUUACUUCGAACAUAGCCCUUCAUAAAAAUAAUGACUCAUUUGUCCAAUAUUUGAUUUUCAUACGAAUCACUGCAUGUUUUUCUUUGCAAUUUCUCAAGGACUACUAUAUACAGCUUUGUUUAUAGCUAAGAUAUUUUUGGUCUGAUAAUUGUUGAUCUCAAGAAGAAGUAAAAUUGUAUUCACCUUACGUAUCACAAGGA